Perca fluviatilis (European perch) is the source of this 1930-nucleotide messenger RNA. Its product is annotated as mixed lineage kinase domain-like protein. The coding region runs from base 261 to 1691 and encodes 476 amino acids. Gene Ontology annotation, biological process: cell surface receptor signaling pathway; protein phosphorylation. The transcript has 11 exons. The record is from RefSeq and is a predicted model, not a curated record. NCBI's taxonomy places the organism in Eukaryota, Metazoa, Chordata, Actinopteri, Perciformes, Percidae. Gene Ontology annotation, molecular function: protein kinase activity; ATP binding.
GGAAUUGAGCCAUCGUUAAGGUUAUCAAUCUCAGCUGUGCUUUUCCUACUAUGACAAGUCAAUAUGUCUGCUGUGGAAAAUGUCCAUAGCACAUUAAGUGGAAACAGGAAGUGGGGAGCAGCAGAGGAAGUAGCUGAGAGCUACAGUUUUAGUUUCACCACAGCACACACACACACACACACACACACACACACACACACACACACAGCAACAUAUACCUGAGACUGAAAGCUUUCGUUGACAUCCACUUACAGCUGGUCAUGGACUGCAUAGACCCCAUCCUGUUAGCGGCCUCAACAAUCUACAACCUGGUUGAGAACGUGAAGGCCAAUAAGAAGCAAUGCAAACGCGUUGGUGUCCGGGUCAAAGCACUGGAGCAUGUGGUGAAGUCCAUCAGAACGCUGAAACAGGGACAGACCUCUGCCGACGUAGAAAAAACCCUCCAGGAGCUCAAAACUACUCUGGACUCGGCAACGGUUGUCAUCGAGAAAUUCACUAAGUCCACCUGGGUGGACCGCGUCCUAAAAUCCAGCAGCCACCAGGACGAGUUCCACAGUUUGAACGAUCGCCUCAACGAUGCCUUCCAGGUCCUUUCUUUAAAUCUGGCCGUGGAGCAGAAGGAAAUGCUGUUCAAGGUCUUUGACCAGACGUCCAGAGAGAAAGAAGAUGAGGCGGACAGGAAGGAGGACAACACCGAGCUGGAGAGAUUGCUCAAGGAGCAUCACAAGGAGAUGUUUGAGAAACUAGAAGCCAUGCAGAGAGAAGUUGAAUCCAUCGGAGUCAACGUGGAAAAGAUCGUGGCGAACUUGAAAAAGCCAAGCAUCACUGAGGAAGCCAUCCGAAAGAUCAAACCAGACGAGCUGACCUACACUGAUUUUCCCAAAGUGCCCUUCAUAAAAACAGAAACAUCAGAGGUGUACAAAGGAACGUACCGCCACUUCCCGGUGGCCAUCAAGAGAUACACUGAGACUCUGAACACCAGCGUAAGCACGGUGGAGAAGAUUUUCAAUAAGGAGGUUGAAACCAUGAAGCGGUUUGAGUCACCCAACAUCCUGCGAAUGUUUGGCAUCUGUGUGGACAAGCAGGGACCCAACCCUCAGUGCCUCCUCAUCAUGGAGUACUGUGAGAUGGGAAAUCUCCGUCAGGUUCUGGACGAUAAAAAACUCACACUUUCCUGGACCAUGAAAGCUCGUAUGUGUCAGGGCGCGGCGCGCGGACUCUACCGGCUGCACCACACUGAAGACCAAUCUAAGGUUCAUGGAUCCAUCAACAGCAGCAAGUUCCUGGUGUCUGAAGGCUACGUAGUCAAGCUGGGAGGCUUUGAGCUGGCUAAAACUGAGACAUCGCUGAAAAAGACAACAAAGGCAAACGCGCACGGGUCUCUGGCCUACUCCUCUCCGCAGAUGCUGCUCGACAUCAACUACAAGUACAGUAAAGAGUGCGAGAUUUACAGCUUUGGAAUCGUCAUGUGGGAAGUUGCGACCCGUAACAAACCUUAUGAAGGUUGGUCAAAUAAGGACUUCCUUGAGAAAGUGGGCAAACAGAAGUACCAGCAGCCGCUCCCUGACGACUGUCCUAAACCGCUGAGAGAUCUGAUCAACGCCUGUCUGGCCCACGAUCGCUUUGAGAGACCAUCCGCUGGAGAGCUGGUGGAUAAACUGCAAACUGCAUUGGAAAAGAUAGAGGAGUGAUAAAAGGCUUCAUCCCUCGGCCUCUCCGUCAGCAGGACUCAGGGUUUCUGGUCAGGGACAUCCUCAGGAGAAGAAAUAAGACAAGAUAACACAAGAUGAUAUCCCUUUAUUGUAAUUGGAUGAUGCAUACAAUGAGAUUCAGGUGUAGUACCUGAGACUGUGCUCAAAAAAUACCUGUUGUCAACACAUGCAUAAAUUAAAAGAUUAAAAGAGGUGUGUGUGUGUUACACUGUUUUUAA